ACCAACGGUGGCCAGUUCGGUUGCGUCCAGCGGUGCGGUCGGGAGCUCAUCUCGCACCGAGUCCUUGCACCGAGUGGCACCGACAGUGAUCGCGAUCCUCGAGGAUCCCGUGUAAGUGAGUGUGCCAAGUGAUAUUAAAGACCCCCAAAAAAAAACAGUGAAGUCAUGCCAGUGCCGUCCAGUAUCAGCAAUCGCUCGUCAGGCGACCCAGUGAAGGGACAGAAUGGAGUUGGGUUGACCAACCGGCCAACUGGUAAAACCAUGCUCCAUCAAUCGCGUACCCGCUUUCUGCCCGUUGAAUUCGACCGGAAUGGGAAAGCCACCCCGAAACCGGAUCCCCUGAGGUCAGCGAACGUGCAGGAUUACUACAAGCUGCGGGACGACUGCCUGCGUCGCGGUGUCCUCUUCGAAGAUCCCGAGUUUCCGGCCGAUGACACGUCGCUCAAUCUGUCGUCGCCUGCGGGUGGCCGUGCGGGCAAGUUCAAAUGGAUGCGCCCCCGUGAGCUCCACCCCGAUGCCGUCUUCAGUUCGGAUGGAUUCUCACGGUUCGACAUCCAGCAGGGACUGCUCGGUGAUUGCUGGUUACUGGCGGCGGCUGCCAACUUAACCGUACAUCCGGUACUCUUCAAUCGUGUCGUACCGGAGGAUAACGAUGGGCUGGCACCAGCGGAUAGCAGCAAAGGGUACGCCGGGAUAUUCCACUUCCGCUUUUGGCGCUUCGGCCAGUGGUACGAUGUGGUGGUCGAUGAUCGACUGCCGACGAUUUAUGGACAGCUCGCUUACAUCAAAUCGUCCCAGAAGCAGGAGUUCUGGAGUGCGUUGUUGGAGAAGGCGUACGCCAAACUAUUCGGUUCGUACGAGGCACUUAGCGGUGGAUCGGCCAGCGAAGCGAUGGAAGAUUUUACCGGUGGUCUCACCGAAGGCUACGAGCUGAAGAGUGCACCACAGAAUUUGUUCGAAAUCAUCGAGAAGGGCUGCACUAAUUAUGCGAUGUUUGCAUGCAGUAUCGAGGCUGGUGCGGGCGAAAUGGAACAGGAGACACCGCAGGGACUGGUGAAGGGUCACGCGUACUCCAUCACCAAGGCACAGGUGGUGGAUAUCGAGACACCAAGAGUGAAGGGUAAGAUUCAGUUGAUUCGACUGCGCAAUCCUUGGGGCAACGAGAACGAGUGGAAUGGUGCCUGGUCGGAUAAGAGCCCGGAGUGGCGCUUCAUCAAGGAGGAAACGAAACGCUCGAUCGGCCUGACGUUCGAGAUGGACGGUGAGUUCUGGAUGUCGUAUCCGGACUUUCGGAAGUACUUUGAUCGCAUCGAAAUGUGUCACCUCAGCCCGGACUGUCCGAUCGCGCAGCGGGAAGGACGGUUCGGUUGGCGGCAAUCAUCGUUCGAGGGUGAAUGGGUGAAGGGUAGUACGGCCGGUGGUUGUCGGAACUAUCUCGACACGUUCUGGCACAACCCCCAGUACGUGAUCGAGCUGAACGAUCCGGAUGAGCAUGAUGAUGAGCGACAGUGCACACUGAUCUUGUCGCUGUUGCAGAAGAACCGCCGAUCGAAGCGUAACAAGGGCAUUGCUUGUUUGACGAUUGGAUUCGCUGUGUAUCGAUUGGAGGCGAGCGAUCUGAAGCAGAAACCCCUCACCAGGGAUUGGUUCGCUACGCACCUGAGCAAGGAGAAGUCGACGUUUAUUAACCUGCGUGAAGUGACGUGCCGGUUCCGGUUGGAGCCGGGUACGUACCUCAUCGUACCGUCGACGUUCGAUCCGAACGAGGAAGGCGAAUUUAUGAUCCGUGUGUUCUCCGAGUGUGCCAACAAUAUGCAGGAGAACGAUAGCGCCAUCGAUGUCGAUACACCUCAGGUAACACCACCAAAGUCUGCCAAGAAUGGGGGUAGCAUUGCACGCACGACACUAAACGACCCCGAACCGACCGUAACCCAAGAACAAAUUGCUGCCAUGAGCCGCCUGUUCCUCGAGGUAGCCGGCGAAGAUGGAGAGGUGGACUGGAUGGAGCUAAAGCUGGUGCUGGAUCGCUGUUUCCGAGAGGAUAUCGCAAAAGCGGCCCAGGGGAUUUCACGAACGUACGCCACACCGACGAACGCGGCACCAUUCAAACAGAACCCUUCCGAUCCAUCGGAACCGUCCGUUUUCUGCGAUGUUUGGUUAAUGUUGGGUUCCUUUUUCAACAAUCUCGCCGGUGGUGACAAUCGACCGAGUGUGCGGCCCACGGCAGCUGCUGGCGAAGAUACGGACCUUAUGCUGAGCGCAACGGCCACACAGGUUAAUGCGGAACCAUCAAAUCCGGGAUUUUCCAAGGACGCUUGCCGCGCUAUGGUCGCCAUGCUGGAUGAGGAUGGUUCGGGUAAGCUCGGAUUCAACGAGUUCCAGAAGCUGCUGAUGGAAAUUGCCCGCUGGAAGGCGAUCUUUAAGCAGUACGAUCAGAACCAGAGUGGACGCAUCAAUCCGUUCGAACUCCGGGCUGCUCUACAAUCGGCGGGAUACAGUCUGAACAAUCACAUCGUCAAUAUGCUGAUGCAUCGGUACGGAUCGAAAGAGGGAGAAAUUUGGUUCGAUGAUUUCGUGACUUGUGCCGUCAAGAUACGGACAAUGUUUGACAUUUUCCGCUCAAAGGAUCUACGCAACCGCAACGAAGCCUGCUUCUCGCUGGAAGAGUGGAUAACGAAAACGAUCUAUUCUUGAGCCAUUACGCUGAAUGGACUGGACCAAGUGCUGCAUUCUGGAGCGUGAGGAGAACC
This is a messenger RNA of Anopheles aquasalis, 2750 nucleotides long. RefSeq names its product calpain-B-like. Lineage: Eukaryota; Metazoa; Arthropoda; Insecta; Diptera; Culicidae. The record is from RefSeq and is a predicted model, not a curated record. Gene Ontology annotation, molecular function: calcium-dependent cysteine-type endopeptidase activity; calcium ion binding. Gene Ontology annotation, cellular component: cytoplasm. Gene Ontology annotation, biological process: proteolysis.